UCAGCUGGCAACCGGUGGCAUCUCGACUGCUUUCGCUGCACCUCCUGCGGCUCCCUACUCGACUCCGAUGCCAAUCUUCUCCUGCUCGGCGACGGCUCCCUCAUCUGCAACAACUGCACGUACAGCUGUACUGCCUGUGGCAACAAAAUCGAGGACCUGGCCAUCCUGACAGGCGAUCAGGCCUUCUGCUCGACAUGUUUCCGCUGCCGAAACUGCAAGCGCAAGAUCGAAAACCUUCGUUAUGCGAGGACAUCUCAGGGCAUAUUCUGCAUGGACUGCUACGAGACUUUGAUGGCUAGGAGAAGAAAGAAAUCCAAAGCGGCCGCAGCAGCCAAAGCUCGAGAGAAAGACCAGCCACCCGCGGUGCCGGAAAAGUCACUUCCGGCUCUCCCACCCGGUGCCAUUCCGAACAAUGCCUUCUCCGACGACCGCGUCGACCCCGAAGGGCCCACGGAGUUGUCACCUCGGCCUCGCACUGGCCAUCGACACAACGAGUCCGCGUCCAGGGGCAAGACUUCGCGCUCCCCAGAGCGUGCAGCCGCCGAUGCGACCAAAGAAGGCCUCAACCUUCCUUCGACUACAUAUCGCAGAAACCGCAACUCGACUAUUACUUCCAACAACGGCGAUGGCGGUGACGGCUUCUUGAUAUCCGUCGCUCUCGAUACGAGCCCAUCGCCAAAUGGUGCCCAGAAAGACAGCGCUGGCGAGGCUGGCAAGAAGAAGGACAAGGACCACAUCAGUGUUCCCCGGCCGACCAUGACUGACAAGCGCGCUGAUUCGCAUUCUUCCGCUACUCACAUCGCCUUCCUAGGGGCCGCCUCAGCUCCCGACUCCUCACAGGCCAAGCCUUCAUCUCGUUCCACUUCCAAGUCAGACCAGACCAAGGCCUCCCCGUCCACCGACGAUGCCAAACCUCAAGAGGCCCCGAAGAAGAGAAGGCCUACGGAGUCGCGGAGUGACAGCUCGCAAUCUGUCCCUCAGCAGGAGGGCACCGGCACCCCCAGCCGAACUGGCACCACUACUCCACGCAAGGACAGUACCUCGCAGCCUGACUCACGAAAGGCCAUGGACAACACUCCCGGGUCGCGAAGUUCCUACGAUUCCAAAGCGCAAGACGAAUCUGAUCCUAGCGCCAAGAUUGGACCGCGCUCUGACAGCGUCAAGAGCAUUCCACGAAAGGAGGUUCCAUCGGCACCUACCCGUCCUGAUGCCACCGUCUCGACCCCACGCCAGAGCCCUCCCUCUCGGUCUGGUGCAGCUGACAAGCCCUUGACUGACACUUAUAUGCAGCCCAGAGCGGCUCCUCAGCCCCCAAGCAGCCAAGCCCAGACUCCAGCCAAGGAAGCUGCGCCAGCAUCCAAGGGUUCUCACGCCUCACCCACUUCGCCGAAGCUUCCUAGGUGGAGCAGCGGCGCGGAUUUCACCAUGGAAGAGGACAUGGUCAGGAUACUUGGUUCUGACGAGGGCGCGUCCUCUCUCCUUAGACGCGUCUCCAAUGCUGUCCGUCACGGCCGUACGAGCAGCGUUGAAUCCAGCCAAAACCAUGCUGCCUCUCGAAGCUCCCAUACUCGAAGCAUCAGCGAGACGACGCGUGGUGCUAUUUCGCCUCGCUGGCCCAAGACGCAGGACGAUGUCAACGGCCAGGCGCAGGAUGCGGGGAGCCCUGCUUCCCUCUCGUCUCCAGAUAACGCCGCCGUGCUCAAGCAGCAGCUUAGAUCGUCUGAACUGCGAGUGGCUGAGUUGGAGAGGCAAUUCGGCGCCGAGAAGGAUCUGCUGAAUAUUAACCAGAAGCUCAUCGAAAAGAGAAAGACUGUUUCCGUACUGGACACUCAGACCGAGAUUAUGAUUCGACAGCUUGAGGUCCUGGCCGGAUAUGUUGAGCGGGCAAAGGAGACACAGGCCCCUCUUAAUGUCCAGGAGCUAGAGGAAUCCGCCAUCAAGGAGUUUGUCGAGAAACUCGAAAAGGUCAAGCAGUCCUUUACCGAGGAACUCGAGCGUCUGCACGAGGAGCGUGAUCAACUCCUCGAGGAAAAGAACCAGGCCGCGACGGACCGAGACCGCGCCCUCAUGGAAUUUGAGCAGCUGUCUUCCAAGAAUGCUCAGCUUGCAGACAUGAACAAUGAUCUCACGCACCAGAUCCAGGAACGCUUCAAGUCCCAGAUUAGCUCAGACGGCAAGUCGAACGGCUUGGGCAUCUACAGCCAACACAAGGGCGCUUCAUCUAUCAACCUCGACAACGCAAGCGUGACUACUGGCACCACCCUUAUCGCCGACGAAGACCCCACGAUUGUUGAGCACGGGCCUACUGUGGUCCAUGUCAGAAAGGGCCAAGUCAAGAAAUUCAACUGGAAGAAGGGCUCCAAGACCAUGGCACAGAACAUCACAAAGGGUGUCGGCCGUGCUGUCGUUGCUUUCCAGAACGAUCGCGAGAGAAUGCAGCAGCAAGGCUUGGGCGGCGACAGCAUCGGCCUUCCAUACAACAUGACUGUGGCCCAGGGGGAUUCCUCCAACGCGGCGACAGCCAACCUUCCUGCUGGGCGACAGCACCAACAACAAUUUGGCUUCUUUGGCAAAAAGAACGCAGCUGCCAAGACUGGACUGGUUGCCCCGGCCAACAUUGUGGUGGCUCAAGCAGCUCCAGAGCCUGCGUCGACGCUGUUCGGAUCCGAACUUGCAGAGAGAUGCGAGUAUGAGCAUCGCCAGAUUCCCAGUGUCGUGACUCGAUGCAUCGAAGAGGUUGAGCUGAGAGGCAUGGACCAGGAGGGUAUCUACCGAAAGACUGGUGGCAACUCUCAAAUCAACCAGAUCAAGGAAGGCUUCGACAAGGACGAAGACUAUGACAUCUCAGAUCCUGACCUUGACAUUACUGCCGUCACGAGUGUCUUGAAGCAAUACUUCCGAAAGUUGCCCAACCCCCUACUGACAUUUGAUGUCUAUGAGAAAGUGCUGGAGUCCAAUGGUGAGUUUUAUUCUAUUACCGAUGAGGCUGAGCGGUGCUCCUUCUUAAACAAGGUCUUUACUUCGAUGCCGCAGAGCCACAGAGAUUGUCUAGAAUUCCUCAUGUUCCACCUUCACCGCGUGGCAAUUAGAGAGCCUGAGAACUUGAUGUCGCCUAAAAACUUGGCCGUCGUGUUUGCACCAACCAUUAUGCGGGAUCUAAGCAUUGAGCGUGAAAUGACUGACAUGCACAACAAGAACCUUGCCGUUCAGUUUGUCAUUGAAAACACUCACAAGAUCUUC
Trichoderma virens Gv29-8 is the source of this 3240-nucleotide messenger RNA. RefSeq lists its product as uncharacterized. Gene Ontology annotation, cellular component: cytoplasm. The transcript is spliced from 4 exons. NCBI's taxonomy places the organism in Eukaryota, Fungi, Ascomycota, Sordariomycetes, Hypocreales, Hypocreaceae. The annotation marks the transcript as partial. Gene Ontology annotation, biological process: regulation of GTPase activity; signal transduction. The record is from RefSeq and is a predicted model, not a curated record.